AUGAUUGGAAAUCAGAAACAACGUCUCUUGCAUCGGCCAUCUGCAAAGGGGUGGUGGAGAAUGGUCGAAGGUAAGGCAGUCGCACUCCUACUAUCAAAACAGGGGAUUGCUCACCAGAAGCAUAGAUAUCAAACACUAAGGGACAGGGGCUCCCAUGUGCCAUCCGACGAGCAGAUGUUCGAGACCUACGAAGCUUCGCAUCUUCUUGCAUUCAUAAUAGAUUCGCAUGCAGAGAACCCGCUUUUUCAGGCGCCAGUGACAAAACCAAAGCAUAUCCUGGAUAUUGGAACAGGGAAGGGCUCAUGGGCCGUAGACGUCGCCGAUCUGUUUCCUGAAGUAACUGUCCGCGGUGUAGACCUUUUCCCGCCCCCUGUCAAUUGGAUACCACCGAAUUGUAUCCUUGAAGUCGACGAUAUUCUCCAGCCAUGGACGUGGCGUGAUCCAUUUGACUUGGUGCAUCUGAGAUUACUUGAUGCCGCGUUUACUCUCGAAGAGACUGAUCAAUUAUACCAACAAUGCUACAGCCACCUCCAACCGGGUGGAUGGAUCGAACAGCUCGAGAUGAGCUCCUUCAUCGAAUGCGAUGAUGGCAGUGCCCCCGAGGACAGCAUCCUAUUCGACUGGGGAACCAGAUUAACGAAGGCAGCCGACAAAGAAAACCGACCCCUCGGAAUCAUGCGAACUUUCGGAGAGUCAAUCGAAAAGGCAGGAUUUGUGGAUACUAAAACGAAGGAUUAUAAAUGGCCCAUUGGCCCGUGGCCAAAGGACAAGACUCUCAAAGAAGCGGGUGCUGUCAACUAUCAGCACUGGCUGAUUGGGAUGGAAGGGUAUAGUAUGUGGCUGUUGACUAAAUAUGGGGAUCCAGUACCAUGGACGAAGGAGGAGGUGCAGGUUUAUGUGGCACAGAUGCGGAAGGAGUUGUCUAAUCCUCGGAUUCAUGUUUACCAUAGGGCGAGGAGAAUUUGGGCUAGAAAGCCCACGGAUGAUGAGUGGGUUAAAGUGGAAUCUAUCCCUUAA
Molecule: messenger RNA, 1017 nt
Organism: Penicillium daleae
Lineage: Eukaryota; Fungi; Ascomycota; Eurotiomycetes; Eurotiales; Aspergillaceae
Product: class I SAM-dependent methyltransferase
Exons: 9
Coding region: 1-1017 (338 amino acids)
Molecular function (GO): methyltransferase activity
Source: RefSeq, a predicted model, not a curated record